This is a messenger RNA of Candida tropicalis MYA-3404, 588 nucleotides long. RefSeq lists its product as uncharacterized. Bases 1 to 588 code for a protein of 195 amino acids. The transcript has a single exon. Gene Ontology annotation, biological process: ribosomal large subunit assembly. NCBI's taxonomy places the organism in Eukaryota, Fungi, Ascomycota, Pichiomycetes, Serinales, Debaryomycetaceae. Gene Ontology annotation, cellular component: preribosome, large subunit precursor. The record is from RefSeq and is a predicted model, not a curated record.
AUGGCAGCUGCGGAUAGUCACAAUAAUAAUAAAAAAAGAUCCAACAGAAGAAGAAAGAAGAGAAGAACAGAAGACUUUUCAUCAUCAAGUGAAUCUUCAUCCUCAUCAUCCUCCGAUUCAGAACAUGAAAUCGACGAACAACCAUCCGAAAUAGCAAUCGAACAAGCUGUAGUCACACAAGGCAAUAUCAACAUAGAUGAUAUGGAAAUCGACUCAGAUAACGAAAAUAACAACAAAGAUAAAAUACCCGAUAAUUUAACCAUCGACCAGAAAAGACUAUUAAAUGAUAAAACAUUUACAACUACACCAAUUUCAAAUUUAACACAUGAACAACAGCAACUUAAGAAUAUAUCUAAUUUAAAUGAAAUUACAUCGAAUUUGAAUCAAACUAAACAAAGUUUGAAUAAUGAUUUCUUGAAAGUUAUGACUAAUGAGUUUAAUGAUGAUUUGGAUGAAUUAAGAAAGAAACCUGAUUUUAAAUCUUUGGUUCUUUUAGCCAAAACUUUACAACUGGGUCUGAACAUGUUUGAUGUUGACGUUUUGACUGAUUUACUUGAAGAAGAAGAAGUAGCAAAAGGAUCUAAGUAG